CGGCAGCGGCUGCGCUCGGCUCGGCCCGGCCCGGCUCUGCCCCGCCCGGCUCCGCUGCGCGCUGUCCCCGCGGUGCCCCGGCCGAGCGCGGUGUCCCCGGUGCCGCCAAUGCCGGCGGCCGCUGGUGGCGGCGGGGCCGCGGCCGGGUGAGGCGGCGGCGGAGCGCGGCGGGGCCCGCGCCCUCCCUCCCGCACCAUGUCAGCGCCGGGCAAGUUCAAGAAGGACAAAGAGAUCAUCGCCGACUACGAGGCGCAGGUCAAAGAGAUCCGCAGCCAGCUGGUGGAGCAGCUGAAAUGCCUGGAGCAGCAGUCGGAGUCGCGGCUGCAGCUGCUGCAGGACCUGCAGGAGUUCUUCCGCAGGAAGGCCGAGAUCGAGCUGGAGUAUUCCCGCAGCCUGGAGAAGCUGGCCGAGCGCUUCUCCUCCAAGAUCCGCAGCUCCAGGGAGCACCAGCUCAAGAAGGACCAGCAGCUGCUGUCCCCUGUGAACUGCUGGUACCUGGUGCUGACGCAGACCCGCCGGGAGAGCCGCGACCACGCCACGCUCAACGACAUCUUCACCAACAACGUCAUUGUCAGGCUGUCCCAGAUCAGUGAGGACGUCAUCAGGCUCUUCAAAAAGAGCAAGGAGAUUGGCCUGCAGAUGCACGAGGAGCUGCAGAAGGUCACCAAUGAGCUGUACACGGUGAUGAAGACCUACCACAUGUACCAUGCAGAGAGCAUCAGUGCCGAGAGCAAGCUGAAGGAGGCAGAGAAGCAGGAGGAGAAGCAGUUCAACAAGGCAGGGGACAUGAGUGUGAACCUGCUGCGCCACGAGGAGCGGCCGCAGCGGCGCAGCUCCGUCAAGAAGAUUGAGAAGAUGAAGGAGAAGAGACAGGCCAAGUACUCUGAGAACAAGCUGAAGUGCACCAAAGCCAGGAACGACUACCUGCUGAACCUGGCGGCCACCAACGCGGCCGUCAGCAAGUAUUACAUCCACGACGUGUCCGACCUGAUCGACUGCUGUGACCUGGGGUUCCACGCCAGCCUGGCCAGGACGCUCAGGACGUACCUGUCGGCCGAGUACAACCUGGAGAGCUCGCGGCACGAGGGGCUGGACGCGCUGGAGGGCGCGGUGGACGCGCUGGACGCGCGCAGCGACAAGCACAGCCUCAUGGACAUGUGCAACCAGGUCUUCUGCCCCCCGCUCAAGUUCGAGUUCCAGCCCCACAUGGGGGAUGAGGUGUGCCAGGUGAGCGCCCAGCAGCCCGUGCAGACCGAGCUGCUGAUGAGGUACCACCAGCUGCAGUCCCGCCUGGCCACGCUCAAGAUCGAGAACGAGGAGGUACGGAAAACGCUGGAUGCCACCAUGCAGACCUUGCAGGACAUGCUGACAGUGGAAGAUUUUGAUGUUUCAGAUGCCUUCCAGCACAGCCGCUCCACUGAGUCGGUCAGAUCCGCUGCCUCAGAGACCUACAUGAGCAAAAUCAACAUUGCCAAGAGGAGAGCCAACCAGCAGGAGACUGAAAUGUUCUACUUCACUAAAUUUAAGGAAUAUCUGAACGGCAGUAACCUCAUCACCAAGCUCCAGGCUAAGCACGACCUGCUGAAGCAGACUCUGGGAGAGGGUGAAAGAGCUGAGUGUGGAACUACCAGGCCCCCAUGUCUUCCCCCUAAGCCACAGAAAAUGAGGAGACCUAGGCCUCUGUCAGUGUAUAACCAUAAACUCUUUAACGGCAAUAUGGAAACCUUCAUUAAGGAUUCAGGACAGGCCAUUCCACUUGUUGUAGAGAGCUGCAUCCGCUACAUCAACCUGUAUGGCCUCCAGCAGCAGGGCAUCUUCAGGGUCCCUGGCUCCCAGGUGGAAGUCAAUGACAUCAAGAACUCCUUUGAGAGAGGUGAGGACCCCCUUGCUGAUGAUCAGAAUGAGCGAGACAUCAACUCAGUGGCUGGAGUCUUGAAGCUGUAUUUCCGAGGACUGGAAAACCCCCUCUUUCCUAAGGAAAGGUUUCAAGAUUUGAUAUCUACUAUAAAAAUGGAGAACCCUGCAGAGAGAGUGCACCAGAUCCAGCAGAUCAUUGUCACUCUGCCUCGGGCUGUCAUCGUGGUCAUGAGAUACCUCUUUGCAUUCCUUAACCACCUGUCCCAGUACAGUGAUGAGAACAUGAUGGAUCCCUACAACCUGGCCAUCUGCUUCGGGCCCACGCUGAUGCACAUUCCCGACGGGCAGGACCCCGUGUCCUGCCAGGCCCACGUCAAUGAGCUCAUCAAAACCAUCAUCACCCACCACGAGGGCAUCUUCCCCAGCCCCCGGGAGCUGGAGGGGCCUGUCUACGAGAAGUGCAUGGCCGGAGGGGAGGAGUACUGUGACAGCCCGCACAGCGAGCCGGGCACCAUCGAUGAGGUGGAUCAUGACAAUGGGACAGAGCCACACACCAGCGACGAUGAGGUGGAGCAGAUUGAAGCCAUAGCCAAGUUUGACUACGUUGGACGGUCUCCUCGGGAGCUCUCCUUCAAGAAAGGGGCCUCACUCCUGCUGUACCACCGGGCGUCGGAGGACUGGUGGGAAGGGAGGCACAACGGGGUGGACGGGCUCAUUCCCCACCAGUACAUCGUGGUGCAAGACAUGGAUGAUGCAUUCUCUGACAGCCUGAGCCAGAAGGCCGACAGCGAGGCGAGCAGCGGGCCCCUGCUGGAUGACAAAGCCUCCUCCAAGAACGACAUCCAGUCCCCAACAGAUCAUAUCAUGGACUAUGGCUUCGGGGGCGUGAUGGGCAGAGUGAGACUGAGGUCUGAUGGUGCAGCCAUCCCCCGGCGCCGCAGCGGGGGGGACACCCACAGCCCGCCCCGAGGGAUGGGGCCUGGCAUGGACACCCCCCCUCGAGCAGCAGCCUGCCCCAGCAGCCCCCACAAGAUCCCCCUCAACAGGGGCAGGAUGGAGAGCCCCGAGAAGCGCAGGAUGGCCACGUUCGGCAGCGUGGGCAGCAUCAACUUCCCCGACAGGAAGGCCCUGGCUGACAGCCACCCCCUGAGAUCCACCUGUGGAUCCACCCGGCACAGCAGCCUGGGGGAUCAGAAAUCCCUGGAAGCAGAAGCUCUUGCUGAGGACAUCGAGAAGACCAUGAGCACGGCGCUGAACGAGCUGCGGGAGCUGGAGCGGCAGAACACGGCCAAGCAGGCGCCCGACGUGGUGCUGGACACGCUGGAGCCGCUGAAGAACCCGGCGCUGGGCGCGGCCAGCUCGGAGCCGGCCAGCCCGCUGCACACCAUCCUGAUCCGCGACCCCGAGGCCGCGCUGCGCCGCAGCAGCAGCUCCACCUGCGAGAUGAUGACCACCUUCAAGCCGGCGCUGUCGGCGCGGCUGGCGGGGGCGCAGCUGCGGCCGCCGCCCGUGCGGGCCCCGCGCCCCGCGGUGCAGCAGCGCUCCAGCAGCAGCAGCAGCUCGGGGCUGGGCAGCCCCGCCGUCACCCCCACCGAGAAGCUCUUCCCCGCCGGCUCGGCCGACAAGUCGGGCACCAUGUAGGCGCGGCACGGCCCGGAGCCCUGCUGGGAGCCCUGCAGGGAGGGAGGCGCCCUGGGGCCCGGGCUGGUGCUGUCCAUCCGUGUGUGUAUGUACAUAGCUGUGCACACACCCCAUCCCUGCACAAACUCCCCGAGCUUCAGUCCUACGGCAGCAGGAGACGGCAGGUCUACGUGUUGGCACUGGAGAACACGCUCAGUGUAGAAGUAUAUAUUAAAAACUAAGUGUACAGAAUUCAGUGACUUUUUAAAACAGUAGAUUUACCUCAGAAACUGGCUCUGAAAUGUCCUCUCUGGAGACAGUGGGUUGGUCUGGGUUUCCAAGGCUGUCUGUGCACGUGGAAGCCCACACUGCAGCAGCUGUGUGUCAAGCAAUACAAGGCCAUCCUGGAAUUUAUUUUCUGUACCUCUUAGCAUAAAAAAAAAGGGAUGGGAAUACAGUGGGGUCUGUUCACUGCUGGGCUGUGGAGAAGAGCUGGAAAUCCAUAGAUGACCAUGUGUGUCGGCCAGCUGGAGUCUCCAAUCCUGAAUCCUGAGAUGUUUUCUGUGCCCGUGAUGCCCUGGCAGCAGGGACAAGGUGUGAGCCAUGAAUGGGAAUGGAGUGAGUGUCAUGAGAGGGACAGGCUGAGGGGUGUGCCAUCCCCCUCGUGCAGGAGGAUGCUGCGCUGGCACCGUGGGACGCUGCUGCUCUCAAGUUUUCAGAGUGAACAAGGACCAGUGACCAAACCUGUGGUAAAGCAUGGAGUAACUUACAGAGUUUGGAGAUUCUUCAUCUCCCUUUCCCCAGGCGCUUUUUCCUUUCCUUUUUUUUAAUCAAAGCCCAAGCCAGUGGUCUCUCGAGAGUCAGGCCUGGGCAGCAGGAGGGGUCUCGGGUCAGAGUGGUUGUCCUGCAUGAGAAGCAUGAGCCCUGUUUGACCACAUCAGAUGCAGAACGGAUCUUAUGGGUGAUACUUUGCACUUUCUGUACUGUACCACACAAUACAGCUGUUUGAGUUUAUGCAAAGGAAUCUACAUUUUGUUUUACCCACAGAAAAAAUACGCAGAAGGCUGAGGAUUGCAUGGUCCUGUCUGAUACUCCAGAUUCCUCUGUAAGCACUGAAUCCAAGAUGCUCUGUGCUUCUCCUGCAGCUUUUCCUUGUACAGAUUUCCAUGCAAUGCCCCAUGGUUUGAUUUGGCACUUCCCCAUGGCCACGUGCUAAUGUCUCCUGACGUUCAUCCUUCCUCCCUGCUAUCUCUGAUCCUGCAUCUCUGUGCCUGGGUGAAGACACCUGCACCUCCUGACUCACCCAGCAGCCACCUACCCUGCCUGGGGCUUUGCUUGUCCCCCCUUCAUGUUCCUCAUCUCUCCAGCACUGCUGUGGGCCCCAGCUCUGCAGGAGGAGCAGCCUGACUCGCAGAAGGCAGUGGAGGCACUGACAGGCUGGCAGGACCCGUCAGUCCUGCAGUGGCUCGUGUCUCCUUGGCUGGGGAGCUGACACGUGCACCAGGCUGCCUGUCUGGUCACACCUGUGCCUCCUGCUUGUCCUUCCACAGCUGCACCCCCACACCUGCAUCUCACCUGCCCCCUGGCACUGGCCACAGAGCUGCCCUGGCAGCCCUUGGGGGCAGCUGUGCCUGCCCCUCCCCUCACGCCCCGCUCUGCCAGCCCUGUAAAUAUUGCUGUACUUGCUUAACUGCUCUAAAGUAACUGUUAACCUGUAAACUGUACAAAAAUAGGCUAAAGUUAGGUAAAGGCGAUGCCACUCAACGACUCUUUGCACUUAGUAGGUAGCUCAAUGUACAAAUAAACCCAGAAAUAACAAAGCAAUCCCGAAGGGAGCAGCUCUGCCGUGCCCUCCCUGUCACUGCAGGGCAGGCGCUGUGUGUGCUUGUUGUGAACGUCCUUGGCGUUUGGUUCAUCUUGGUGUUGAUUUCUCCACCCUCUCCUGCCCUGGCACAGCCCCUGGCACAGCAGCUGCAGAUGCUCAGCCAGGCUGGGCUGGUCAGGGACCUGUGCAGGGCAGGAAGGACCCAUUUGGCACCACUGCUGUGUAUCCAUUGCCAGUAAUUAUUUCUUCUGUUUCCAUUUAGUUUCUGGAGAACGUUCACCUUGGCAGUUUUCUGUUUUUUAUAUUCUUUCUGAGAUGACUUGAGAGCAAACCCAUCUUCAUUAGGGGUUUUAUUUCCUCCCUUCUUACGUUUGACCAUACGGUACAAAUUCCAGUGUCUUUCUAUUAAAUUAUUGCCUUUCGUUUUC
This is a messenger RNA of Oenanthe melanoleuca, 5730 nucleotides long. RefSeq names its product SLIT-ROBO Rho GTPase activating protein 3 (gene SRGAP3). Gene Ontology annotation, cellular component: cytoplasm. Gene Ontology annotation, molecular function: protein binding. Bases 196 to 3498 code for a protein of 1100 amino acids. Gene Ontology annotation, biological process: signal transduction; negative regulation of cell migration. Lineage: Eukaryota; Metazoa; Chordata; Aves; Passeriformes; Muscicapidae. The record is from RefSeq and is a predicted model, not a curated record. The transcript is spliced from 22 exons.